This is a messenger RNA of Clonostachys byssicola, 3495 nucleotides long. Lineage: Eukaryota; Fungi; Ascomycota; Sordariomycetes; Hypocreales; Bionectriaceae. The record is from the annotation of a GenBank genome assembly.
AUGGACGCCUCCAAGUACGAUAUCACGCCGGAGAAGGAGGCGAGCCCCGGGCAGUAUUUUUAUCGGCAGUUCUUCGUCAAGACGGAGCCCGUUAACAGAGGCCAAGCCGACCUGACGGGGAAGACGGCCAUCGUCACCGGGUCCAAUGUCGGGCUGGGGCUGGAGGCAUCGCGCCAGCUCCUGGACCUGGGACUAAGCACACUCGUCCUCGCAGUCCGUAGCGAGCCAAAGGGCGAGGCCGCGCGAAAGAGCCUACUCUCGGCCCGGACCGGCGAUGCUCCCCAGAUCGAGGUCUGGUCUUUGGACCUGGCAUCCUACGAGUCCAUCACUCAAUUCGCGGAGCGGGCCAAGGCCCUGGCGCGCCUCGACCUUGUCAUCCUGAACGCUGGCAUCUUCAAAGCCGAGGAGGAGUUUCACCCUACAACUGGCUUCGAGAUGGACGUCCAGAUCAACUACUUAUCCAAUGCCCUGCUGUCAAUCUUACUGCUGCCCGCCCUCAAGAAGUCGCCAGGGCACCCGGGGCGCCUCGUCUUUGUUUCCUCCGACAUGGCCGGGUGGUUUCCCCUCACCUCUGCCUCGUCCGAUUUAAUCCUGCCCGUCUUCAAAGAGAAGGCCAAGGCCUGGAAUUUGGCAGCGCGCUAUGGAGAGUCCAAGCUGCUUGGACACCUAUUCCUAACCGAGCUGGCGCAGCGCGUGCCCUCGUCGGUGGUCGUCAUCAAUGCGGUCAAUCCAGGCUUCUGCUACGGCACGGCUCUGCAGCGAGAAGGGGAGGGCAAGAUUGCCGGUGCCCUCUUCCGUGGCUGGACACGCAUCGUGGGCAAGCCCCAUGAUGUAUGCGCUCGCGUCAUCGUCCAUGCUGCGGCCAGGUUUGGCGACGAGGUGCAUGGCGAGUAUGUCGAAGAAGGCAAGAUACGGCCCAAAGCACCGAUAGUAUACAAGCCCGAGGGCCAGGCCAUUGCUAAGAAACUAUGGGAUGAGACGAUGAAGGAAUUUUCCUUUGCAAAUCCAAUAGCAGAUUUCUUGAGGGAUCCGUCCCUCUCCUGCCGCGGCCUGUCUGUUCCCAUCGUGUCAAGGGAGUUGGGCGCGAUACUGUCGCCUGGUUCGGUCAUCUUUGGGCCAGAGAACGAUGCCUACGCUGAAGCCACCGACCGCUGGAACCUUGCUGCACUGCCCACCAUCGAGAUAGUGGUGCAGCCAGCCAGUGAGGCAGACGUGCCCAAGAUCGUUACCUACUGUAACAAGAACAGCAUCAAUUUCUUAACUGUCAACAGGGGUCAUGGAUCGACCACCACAAUUGCCAGGUUCAAGGGCCUGCAGCUCGACAUGACACUUCUCAAUGCCAUCACCAUCGAUCCCAGCGGCAAGACUGCAUUAUUUCAAGGCGGUGUCUAUGGUCGGCAAAUCAUUGAUACAUUGUGGGAUAAGGGUUAUAUCGCUGUGACUGGUAGCCACGGUUGCGUUGGUUUCUUCGGCCCUGGUCUGGGUGGCGGUCAUGGCCGCCUGGAGGGAACCCGCGGCCUGAUUGCCGACAAUAUCCUCACCUUUAAUGUCGUCUUGGCUGAUGGCAAGGCCAUCAAAGUCAGUAAAACGUCCAAUCAGGAUCUCUUCUGGGCCCUCAAGGGCGCUGGCCACAACUUUGGCAUCGUGACCAGCGCCGAGGUGGCCAUCUUCCCCCGCGGGCCUGACACGUGGCACUUCCAUAAUUACAUUUGGGCCCAGGACAAGCUCGAGACAGUCUUUGAGACGCUCAACCGCUUCCACGACAACGGCAACACUCCUCCGCUGAUGGCUGUCAACUUUGGCCAGGUGUCUAUCAUUCCAGCAAUCAGUAAAACCGAGGCCGUCAUUUUCUGGACCUUUGCAUACAGUGGCCCUGCAGCGGACGCUGAAGCCCUUCUGCAGCCGUUCAAUGCCAUCGGAGCCAUCAGCGAGGAGUCGGGUGAUGUUCCAUACCCGUCCCUCCUUGCCAUUCAAGGAACCGACGUCUCUAGCGACUCCUGCCUAUCAUCCCCUUUGAAGGGCUCGGUCGCCGGCCUUGCGGUUUACAAUGCAACCGUGGAGCGCCAAAACUACAUCGAGUACAAUAAAAAGAUCGCCGAGUACCCCGAGUUUGCGCUUGGCUCUCGCCUCUACUACGAGGGCUACGCGAAUAAGGCGGCCAAAGAGGUCAACCCUGCCUCUACUGCCUACGCCCAGCGCGAUGACAAUCAUGUCGUGUUUUUCUCGACCGUCUUCAGGCCUGGCCUGGAAGUCCCGGCUCAGGAGUGGGCAAACAAUGUUAGAGACCGCUGGAACGCUGGGCAGCCAAGCCGCAAGCCGACGGCAUACCUCAACUACGCCAUUGGCGAUGAGCCUCUGGAGGCCCUCUAUGGAUAUGAGCCAUGGCGUCUGGCGACGCUUCGUGCGCUCAAGGCUAAAUACGACCCAAAGAAUCGCUUCCCGACCAUGCCAUCUGAGCUUGAAAGCGAGGCCGCCUUUGAAGGAACUUUCCUUGGAUUUUUAAGGCGGCAGUUCACAUCAGCCAAACCAUUGCCACAAGGUAUCAACUUGACAGACCACACCGCAAUUGUCACCGGUAGCAAUGUCGGCCUUGGAUUGUCUGCCUGUAGGCAGCUACUUAAACUACAGCUUUCUCAUCUCAUAUUGGGUGUACGCACUGAAGCUAGAGGGCAUGACGCUGCGGAGAAGCUGCAAAAGGAAUUCCCGUCUGCCAGCAUAACUGUCUGGGCCGUCGAUUUGGAAUCGUAUGCCUCCAUCCACACCUUCACAGACAAGUGUGCAGCUCUUCCACGGAUCGACUUUGCAAUAUUGAACGCUGGGCUCUUCAAAUCUAGUUAUGCUACCGUUCCUGCCACGGAUCACGAAGUCACAUUGCAGGUGAAUUACCUUUCCACGGCACUUCUAGGAAUCCUUUUGCUCCCAAUCUUGAGAUCGAAGAAGAGGGUGGGCGCGCCCAAACCUCCCGUCUUGAGUUUUGUCGGAUCAGACAUGAUAUACCAAACCGACAUGAACAGUACUGGAUCUAUUCUACAAGAAUUCAAUAGGCCACACGGCUUUUCCUCAUUCCCAUGGUACAGCAGGUCAAAGCUCCUCCAGGCCUUUUUUGUUUCAGAGCUUGCGAAGCAUGUUGAUCCGAACGAGGUUGUGGUCAACCUCGUCAAUCCUGGCAUGACGAGGCAAACCGCUUUCUUCCGCGAGAAAUCUAUAUUUUACAAUAUGACAAUGGGCAUCGCCCAGUUCGUCCUCGCAAGAAAGGUGGAUGUUGCUGCCGGAACAUAUCUUGAUGCAAUUUUAGUGCAAGGCAAGCCAAGUCACGGCUCCUUUAUUAGUGAAUGGACCAUCAAGCCUUAUCCGAAGCUGUGGUAUACUCCCGAGGGACGGGAAAUUCAAUUGAAACUAUGGCAGGAGACUAUGGAGGAAUUCAAUUUUGCAGAAGCGUCCAGGAUCAUUAAAAGCCUAGAACGUGCACAGGACAGCCCUGGUCAAGUCUCCUGA